AUGCCAGCUUCAACAGAAUCAGCUCACAGCUUUAAGAACGAGCAAGUAGAAUCGAGUCCUAGUAUCGCUGAACCCGUUGCAAAGGUUCAAGAGGCAGGGGACGGAAAUGAAUUCCUUAUUAUUGGAGGGAAGAAGUACUAUAAACAUGAAUUAAUGACUGCUUUUGGUGGUACGCUUAACCCUGGUUUAGCCCCACCACCAGUCAAUCUGUUUGCCAAUCCAGCACCAUUAGGAUUGUCUGCUUUCGCAUUGACCACAUUUGUUCUUUCGAUGUACAAUGCUCAAGGAAUGGGUAUUAAGACACCUAACGUGGUUGUCGGGUUAGCGUGCUUCUACGGGGGUGCGGUGCAAUUUUUUGCUGGAUGUUGGGAAAUGCUCGUUGGUAACACCUUUGGUGCCACUGCAUUGACAUCUUACGGAGCUUUCUGGUUGUCUUACGCUGCCAUCAACAUCGAAGCGUUUGGAAUUGCUGCUGCUUACGAAGAUGAAAUUAUGCUUAAGAAUGCAGUGGGGUUCUAUCUUAUAGGCUGGGCCUUAUUUACGUUCAUUUUGACCUUGACCACUAUGAAAUCGACAGCCGCAUUUUGUGCAUUAUUCGCCUUUUUAACUAUUACAUUCAUCUUGUUGGGUGCGGGUGACUUGACGCAAAAGGUCAAUGUAUCUAGAGCUGGAGGUGUCACUGGCGUAAUUACUGCGUUCCUUGGGUUCUAUAACGCAUUCGCUGGUACUGCCAACAAGCAGAACUCUUACUUCACUGCGUACCCAGUUCCAUUGACCAGAAAGUAA
Molecule: messenger RNA, 786 nt
Organism: Debaryomyces fabryi
Lineage: Eukaryota; Fungi; Ascomycota; Pichiomycetes; Serinales; Debaryomycetaceae
Gene: ATO7
Product: Ato7p
Exons: 1
Coding region: 1-786 (261 amino acids)
Cellular component (GO): plasma membrane
Molecular function (GO): acetate transmembrane transporter activity
Source: RefSeq, a predicted model, not a curated record